Messenger RNA from Rhincodon typus (whale shark), 1610 nucleotides. RefSeq names its product breast cancer anti-estrogen resistance protein 3 homolog. The transcript has 4 exons. Gene Ontology annotation, molecular function: guanyl-nucleotide exchange factor activity. Gene Ontology annotation, biological process: small GTPase-mediated signal transduction; positive regulation of peptidyl-serine phosphorylation. The coding region runs from base 432 to 986 and encodes 184 amino acids. NCBI's taxonomy places the organism in Eukaryota, Metazoa, Chordata, Chondrichthyes, Orectolobiformes, Rhincodontidae. The record is from RefSeq and is a predicted model, not a curated record.
CCUUGCUGUGUGCUUUUUGAUUGUUGCAUUCUGACAAGUCAAAGAAUAUUUAAUUGGCUAUAAAUAUUUGGGAUGUCCUGAAAUCAUGAAAUGCACUAUUUUUGUGCACAUUUUCUAAAUGCUUCCUUUUCCCACAGCAGGAUAGUAUUUAAAAGGCUGUUAUGAUGACUUUAAAAAAAAAAUUAAUUGAAUCAGUUUGUUUUAUGUUACCUUAAAGUUAAAACAUAUUUGAACUCAAAUCUACCCCAUGAUUUAGAAUUGGCAUACCAUCCUGGGACCAGACCGGUAAAUAAAACUGCUUUCUCUUUCCUAGGCAUAAUACCCUGGCUAUUGGAAUAGCGGUGGAUGUAUUGGGUUGUACGGGGUGUGUUCAAGAGAGAGCUGCUGUAUUAAAUAAGAUUAUCGAAGUAGCACUGGAGCUGAAAUAUUCCAUGGGAGAUCUGUACGGUUUCUCUGCCAUCAUGAAAGCAUUGGACAUGCCUCAGAUUACACGGUUAGAAGAAACUUGGACAGUGCUGCGACGUACACACACUGAAAGUGCCAUUAUUUAUGAGAAGACACUUAAACCAUGCAUCAAAGCGCUAAACGAGGGAAGAGAGGAGAUCCCACUCAGUAAGACAACAAUUCCAUACCUCAUGCCUCUCAUUACUCUUAUGGAGCGGGAGUUUGUUACCUUUGAGGCGACUGAGUUAUGGGAGAGCAUUGAUGAGGGCUGUGAAAUAAUGCUCAAACACCUGGAAAAUGCUCGCAUCUUCACGUACAAUGCUGCAGUGUACGAAGCUAAUGCAAAACGGAUUCUUGCAGGUUUCGAGUCAGAUGAAGAACUUCUUGAGACAUUUCAGACAGAGUUUGCAAUGAGGCUGCUGUGGGGAAGCAAAGGAGCACAAGUUAACCAAACUGAACGUUAUGAAAAGUUCAUGAUGAUUUUGACAGCUUUGUCACGGAAACUUGAACCACCAUCACCAUCUCGGCAUGCGCAGCACUAGAGAUCUCUGGAAAAACAACCUAGAGGAUGGUCUGUUGUCAAAGCGCACUUCAUAAUAUAUUCAACAUAAUCAAGAAACAGUCAGUGUCUUAGCCACUUGCUGCCUAGGACUGGAUUUCAGUAGCUUCUGCUUGCACAAGUUUAACAUUCCAAAUAAAUUCUUAGAAGUAACUAAUGGCAGGGUAAAAUAUGGAAGCACUCCAUAGAAUGUUCCUGUUGUCUCAUAUUAAUCCUUGUUGUGAUGGGUUUAAUUUUCAUUACAAGGUACUGUGUAGCUGAAAUAUUAAGGACACUGGAGGUGACUCUUUGGAAAGACUUUGUGGCUGUCUCCAAGUGAAAGCCCAGGCCCUGUGCCUGAAAGUUGCCAGCUUGCAACGGGUAAAUGGUCAGAUGAUGUUUCUUUAAAUGUUGGUCAUUGUAAAUAUCAAAUAAGAAGGUAAUUGCUUUUGCCAGAAGGUUUCAGUCAUUUAAUAUAUUUUCUUACUGUAAUAUCAAACAAGAACGUGUAAAUAGAUUUACAUAAAAACAAAGACAAUUACAAAUGAUAUUUUAUGCAGUACUGCAGAAUUACACUGCAGAAAGUGUAUUAAUGUAAUCUAGUAAAAGAAAAUGCACUGUUUCUUUA